Messenger RNA from Cebus imitator (Panamanian white-faced capuchin), 1249 nucleotides. Its product is annotated as LBH domain-containing protein 1-like. Gene Ontology annotation, biological process: positive regulation of DNA-templated transcription. Gene Ontology annotation, cellular component: nucleus. The transcript has 3 exons. The record is from RefSeq and is a predicted model, not a curated record. The coding region runs from base 363 to 992 and encodes 209 amino acids. Lineage: Eukaryota; Metazoa; Chordata; Mammalia; Primates; Cebidae.
AAACACCAUGAAAAUAUUCAUUAAAUAACAUAUAAACAUGCCAGCUUGGGAAAAUCAGUAAGCAAAGGAGUCAGGAAAUUCCAAGUUGUUAUCAAAACUCUCGGCUCAUAGGGCUUUAAUCCAGGUGCCCUUGUCUCCUACCCUUGCUGCCAUCCCAGUGUCUCCAUGGAGUAAGUAGAAAUAAAGAUCCUAUCUCACUUCUUAGGCAUUUUCCCCUCCCCAGGAAGCCCAUAAUCGCCUAGCACGUCAGUGACUAAGGAGCCAGGCUCCAAAGAAGAUUAGAGGAACAGUUUGUGGGGUGCACUGGGCAAGGAGUAUUCUCCUCUGAGUUCAAUCAUCUUGCACUCCUAAGAAUCACCACCAUGGCCCUUGUGCCAGGGAGCAGCGAGGAGGAUGGGCUUUGGAAUAGAAAUAGCCUAGGCUCCUCUCAGCAUCCAGAAAGUCCCAGGCUGCCCAACCGUCUCGGGGACAGAGGAGAGAUUGGCAAGGCUGAAGGUCACCAGGAUAUUCAGGUUUUCUCUCAAAAGUCCCAUCUGCCAUCUAUUGUGGUGGGAGCCUCUGAGGUGAAUGAAGAGAGUGGGGAUCUCCACUGGCCCCAUGAGGAGCUGCUGCUGCUCACUGAUGGUGAGGAAGAGGAGGCGGAGGCCUUUUUCCAAGACCAAAUUGAAGAGGCAGGCUGGGCUUGGAGCCCACAGGAUGCUAGAUCUCCUUUAAGAACAUUUAACGCUGGACUCAGCUGGGGGCAGGACCAGGAUGAGGAAGAUGCUUGUUGGAUUCCUGAGGACACAGAGUGUCAGGGAGCCACCAACCACUGUCCUUUCUGGGACUCAGGAACAGGGUCCGGUGUUUGCAGAAGCAGCUUUGUGGAAUAUUCCCAUCUCCUGCCUCCCAGUAGCUUUGAGGGUAAGUAUUGCUCCCUCCCCUUCAAACAUCUCAUCCAGGUUUAUGAAGCUCCUUAUACCCAUCCUCUCACAAUCUCCUUUUACAGGUGAGAAAAAUUUACAAGCCAGUCGGUGGGGCAGAGGGUUGGAUUCAGUUUCUGUUCGCUGCUUUUAGGAGCUCCAGUUUAGGAAGUGGGGAAUGACCCACUUGAAACUUCUCUUUUCAGCACUCACCUCGUGCUAAAUAUUUCAACUCUAGGUUAUUCCCACUCUGCAGAUGAGUAAACUGGGGCACAGAAACAUUCAGUAGUAGUGCACCCAGCUAGUAAACGUGGAAGCCAGGACUCAAAUUCUCACUUUGCAGCCAG